CCUAUAUAUACAAGAUGUGCUUCUCUGACACUUGCAAAAUCCAGUGCACUAUGGCAUCAAAUUCAUCAAUCUCACUGGCUUCCAUGUUAUCACUAAUUUCAAUUCUAGUGGUAGGAGCUGGUGCUGGUGAAAUCGCAAUCUACUGGGGUCAGAAUGGAAAUGAGGGUAGUUUGGCACAGGCUUGUGCCACUGGUAAGUAUGCCUUUGUUAACAUAGCUUUCCUUCCAACAUUUGGCAAUGGUCAAAAACCAAUGAUCAACCUUGCCGGCCACUGUGAUCCACGCAAUAACGAAUGCACCAGAUUCAGCUCUGACAUAAAAGCGUGUCAAGCAAAAGGAAUUAAGGUGAUGCUCUCUAUUGGAGGAGACGCAGGGAGCUAUGCCCUUUCUUCAACUGACGAUGCUAGACAAGUUGCAGACUAUCUUUGGAAUAACUUCUUGGGGGGCCAUUCUUCAUCUCGCCCUCUUGGAGACGCUGUUUUGGAUGGAAUUGACUUUGUUAUUCUACAUGGAACAGCCCAACACUGGGAUGAGCUUGCAAGGUAUAUUUCUGGUUACAGCAAACAAGGAAAGAAAGUAUAUUUAACAGCAGCCCCUCAGUGCCCUUUCCCUGAUGAAUGGAUGGGAGGUGCCCUUAAGACAGGCCUAUUUGAUUAUGUAUGGGUGCAGUUCUAUAACAACCCUCCAUGCCAAUACACAUCAGGCAGUAUUGACAAACUUGUAAACGCAUGGAAGCAAUGGAAUUCUAUUCCUGCCACCAAAAUUUUGUUAGGACUUCCUGCAGCACCUAAAGCAGCUGGAAGUGGCUUCAUUCCUGUUGCCGAUCUAACUUCUAAAGUGCUUCCGGCCAUUAAAGGUUCCGCCAAGUAUGGAGGUGUGAUGCUGUGGUCCAAAUUCUAUGAUGAUCAAACAGGAUACAGUUCUUCCAUCGAGAGCAGUGUCUAGAAAUCUGAAUACCCUCUAAUGUAUGCAUGUAAUAGUCUCGAAGUGGAAUAAUUGCUUAUGCUGCUUUUGAUUAAUGCUUCUUUGCUUGCUAUGAGAAAUUUCACGGUCUUGUUAA
Molecule: messenger RNA, 1059 nt
Organism: Alnus glutinosa
Lineage: Eukaryota; Viridiplantae; Streptophyta; Magnoliopsida; Fagales; Betulaceae
Product: acidic endochitinase-like
Exons: 1
Coding region: 15-944 (309 amino acids)
Biological process (GO): carbohydrate metabolic process
Cellular component (GO): extracellular region
Molecular function (GO): chitinase activity
Source: RefSeq, a predicted model, not a curated record